UCAAACGACAAACUCUUGAAUCGAAUAGGGUGUGUUAAGAGCCGCACGAGGGCGUGCAAGUUGAUUGUGUUAUCAGUAGUAGGGCUGCUCUUAUUGCUGCUAGUCAUAACAUACGCAAUAGAGGCGCCCGGAGGAGACUCAGCCACCAUGGCACCACCUAGCUGUAUAUUUUGUGAUAUCUCAAGCGGUAAAGUACCCCAAACUAAACUGGAGGUGGAGACGGACGAAUACGUUAUUUUCAAGGAUAUAAAACCUGCGUCUACGUACCAUUACCUGGCAGUGCCAAAGCAACAUUACGAAAGCCUAGAAGUACUCAACAAGUCUCACGACGGCCUGAUUACACGAAUGGAGGAUGGUUUGAAAAAAUUCUUAGUAUCGAAAAACAUAAACACAUCAGAUGCUCUUUUUGGAUUCCACUUGCCACCGUUUAUCACAGUUAAACAUUUGCAUAUGCAUGCCAUUGCUCCCCGUUCGGAAAUUGGCAUAAUAUAUCGCAUGGUAUUCCGGCCUUCAACGCCAUGGUUUAAAACGGUGAGUGAGUCUCGCGACUAUUUGAAAAGAAACGAACUUUAGCGGAGCGAUGAUGGUAGCGACAGUUUUGUAAAAUGGAUUCAAUGCACUGAAACGGAUAUGCAUGUAUGUAUGCCACACAGGAGGCAUAUUUAUACGUAUGUUUCAAUAAAUUAUGGUGAUGGGCGUUACGGAUAAAGAGUUUAACAUCACUUGCUUACACACAGACAAUUUGUGUACAAAUGGCCUUCCAGUAGUAUAUUUUUUCUCUAAUUAGAUGUAGGAAUUACGUUAAUAAAUAAGC
Molecule: messenger RNA, 814 nt
Organism: Scaptodrosophila lebanonensis
Lineage: Eukaryota; Metazoa; Arthropoda; Insecta; Diptera; Drosophilidae
Product: histidine triad nucleotide-binding protein 3-like
Exons: 3
Coding region: 148-573 (141 amino acids)
Molecular function (GO): catalytic activity
Source: RefSeq, a predicted model, not a curated record